GAGAGAGAGAGAGAGAGAGGCAUUGAGAUCUACGCAAAGUGAGUGAGGGAGUUAGUGAAGUGGGUUUGCUUGCAAAAGAAGGUUGAAUGGUUUGAGCUCUCCAAAUGAACGUUGAACUUGAAUCUUUACUUUCGAAUAUUGGAGCAUCCUUCUCUCUUAUUCUUUCUUUUGAUCUUUUCUUUGUUUUAUUCAUCACUUUUGCAAAAUCUCGCUACCUGCGUAUUCCUCAAGUUUUUCCGUUAAAGCUCUCUCUCUCUCUCUCUCUCUCUCUCCCCUAUUCAUAUGGGUUGUCAUUCUUUGUUUUCUUUACUUUACAUUAGUCCUUCUUAAGGUUGGAUUCAAGAUCACAGUCACAGCAUUUUCGCCUUCCUAACCGCCAUUUCCCCAAUAUCCAGGGUGGAAUUUUAUAUGAGGGGAGAAAAUAAAUUUGAAGGGAUUUCAUUAUUUUUUCUCAAUGAAAAGGGGAAGAAGAGCGUUGUGAUCACUGGCGUAAUCAUCCUCAAGGGUUUCUCAACAAAGAAUACUACAUGAAUUAUGAAGUCACAAAUAUACUGUGUGGCAUUAUUUUUUCUUUUAUUCUUCACUGAGCCAACUACAGCUGACAUAGAUUCAGAUAAAAAGGCCCUCCUUGAUUUCAUUUCAGUUGUUCCUCAUGGCCACAAAGUUAACUGGGAUCCAUCUACCCCAGUGUGCACAACUUGGGUUGGUAUCAAUUGCACAUUGAAUGGUUCUAAUGUGGUUUCCAUCCGGCUUCCUGGUGUUGGACUGUAUGGCCCAAUUCCUGCCAACACUCUUGAGAAGCUGGAUGCACUUAUGAUCCUUAGCCUUCGAUCCAACCGACUCAAUGGGACACUUCCAUCUGAUGUUCUAUCCCUUCCUUCACUUCGCUAUGUAUACCUUCAAAAUAAUGAUUUUUCGGGUAGUAUUCCUGCUUCUCUCUCUCGCCAUCUCACUGUUUUUGAUCUAUCCUUCAACUCCCUUAGUGGCAAGAUUCCAGAUACUGUUCAAAAUCUAUCACAUCUCACAUGGCUGAAUCUCCAGAACAACUCCCUCACUGGAUCCAUCCCUGAUUUUAACCUUCCAAAGCUCAAGCAUUUGAAUUUGAGCCACAACCACUUAAAUGGUUCAAUUCCUACUGCCCUUAAGAUAUUUCCUGCUUCUUCAUUUGAAGGGAACAUGAUGUUAUGUGGGCCUCCUUUGAAACAAUGCAUUUCACCUUCACCCUCUCCUUCUCCUUCUCCGUCUCCUUCUCCUUCUCCUUCGCAUUUACCAUCUGAGCCAACAGCCCCACUGAAAAAGGAAAAUGUCCCAAAAAGGAAACUAAGUAUAGGGGCUAUUAUUGCUAUUGCAGUUGGGGGAUUUGCAUUGCUUUUUCUUUUAGUUUUGCUGACUGUGCUUUGCUGUUUGAAGAAAAAAGACAGUGAAAACAGUGGUGUAGCAAAAGCAAAGACUGGAAGGAGUGAGCCACCGAAGGAGGAUUUUGGGAGUGGAGUACAAGAGGCCGAGAAGAACAAGUUGGUUUUCUAUGAAGGUUCGUCUUACAAUUUUGAUCUAGAGGAUCUACUUAGAGCUUCAGCGGAAGUGCUGGGGAAAGGGAGUUACGGGACAACCUACAAGGCCAUCUUGGAGGAGGGAACAACUGUAGUGGUUAAGAGGUUAAAAGAAGUUGUGGUGGGGAAAAAGGAGUUCGAACAGCAAAUGGAGAAUGUGGGGAGGGUUAGUCAGCACCCAAACGUUGUGCCUCUUCGUGCUUAUUACUACUCAAAAGAUGAGAAACUUCUUGUUUAUGACUACAUAGCAGCCGGUAGCUUCUCAGCAUUGCUACAUGCAGGAAUCAAGGAUAAUGGACAAAGUCCACCAGACUGGGAAACCAGGCUUAAAAUUGCCAUUGGAUGUGCAAAGGGCGUUGCCCAUGUCCACUCUGCUGGUGUAGGAAAAUUUAUCCAUGGAAACAUAAAGUCAUCCAAUGUCCUCCUCAGUCAAGACGUCAAUGGUUGCAUCUCAGAUUUUGGCCUUGCUCCUCUUAUGAACUUUCCCACUGUCCCUUCUCGAAGCAUAGGCUAUCAAGCCCCUGAGGUAGUUGAAGCUCGGAAAUUUACCCAGAAAUGUGAUAUCUAUAGUUUUGGUGUUCUUCUCCUUGAGAUAUUGACAGGAAAGGCACCAGUUCAAUCGCCAGGACAUGACGAUGUUGUUGAUCUCCCAAGGUGGGUUCAAUCUGUCGUUAGGGAGGAAUGGACAGCUGAGGUGUUUGAUGUAGAGCUUAUGAAGUAUCAAAAUAUAGAAGAGGAGUUGGUACAGAUGCUUCAAGUAGCAAUGGCAUGUGUGGCGAUAGUGCCAGACAUGCGGCCAACAAUGGAGGAAGUUGUUAGAAUGAUUGAAGAAAUCCGGCCCUCUGAUUCUGAUAGCCGGCCAUCACCAGAGGAGAAUAAAUCCAAGGACCCAGUUACUCAGACCCCAUAAUUGGCCUGCCCUGCCGUAGGCUUUGUUAAGGUUUGUCAUCCCUGUUUUAUAAAAUCUAAAUUGUCCAAUGGUUAAGAUAUACUUUCAUAAUGCCUGUGUGUUCUGGCUAUUAUAACCAGACUACGCAGAGCAAAAGGAUAUGACAUCUUUUGACUCUGACGAGUCCAAUUGUGUGAUUCUUUCUACGGUCUCUUAGAUUAGUAUAGCUUAAUUUGCUUCUCAUUUUUUCCCCUAAGUUAUGUGCAGAAAAAUUGUGAUUUAUUAGCCUUUGUUCUUGCUGCUGUUGGUCCUCUCAAGCCGUUCUGUAAAAUUAUUACUUUUCUGUAAAUGUCAUAUUUCACAGGCUUUCCAUUUCCGGAUCAGUUCCAAAAGUAUAUUUU
Molecule: messenger RNA, 2840 nt
Organism: Humulus lupulus (European hop)
Lineage: Eukaryota; Viridiplantae; Streptophyta; Magnoliopsida; Rosales; Cannabaceae
Product: probable inactive receptor kinase At5g58300
Exons: 4
Coding region: 535-2460 (641 amino acids)
Biological process (GO): protein phosphorylation
Molecular function (GO): protein kinase activity; protein binding; ATP binding
Source: RefSeq, a predicted model, not a curated record